UCAAUUGUCAUUGUCAACAAAUUUGCUGAAAUUCGCUGCAGAGAUUGGUAAAUCGAAAUAAAUUUCUUAAAAAAGAUUUAACCUAGUACUAUUGUGGAUAUUGAACCUGUUUAUUAUGGCUUCACCGCUGGAGCAGUUUGUUAAUAAUGUUAGAACAUCAUCAGCAGCAGGUCAUUUUAGAGAUGUAUUAGAAUUAAUAGUAAAAUCGGAUGAAGUCUUACAAAGAAACAAGGCUCAUCUAAACACAGUGUUGGAGACCCUGGAUGUUCAGCAGCAUUCUCUUGGUGUUUUGGCUGUUCUUGUUGCUAAAUAUUCCAAUCCACAGGGAACUAAUGAAGUUGAUAAAACAAAUAUGUACUCAAAGAUCUAUGAAUUUAUUACAAAUUGUAAUGGUGAACAAGUGCGCUUAGAACCUGACUUAUAUGCGGAGCUUUGUCAUCAACUUACAGACCAUCUUAUUGAAAUCAAGCAGCCUAUAAGGGGCAUUGAAGUUCUGAAAAAGGCCAUCAAGAAGAUACAAUUAUUUGAUUCCCAGUUAACUUCAGUGCAUGCAGAUCUGUGCCAGUUGUGUCUGCUCUCUAAAUGUAUGAAGCCAGCUCUUGAAUUUCUUGAUACUGACAUAACAGGAAUUGGAUCGGAGCUUGGUGGUAACAAUGAUUCUAAGCAUUUUCUGCUUUAUUAUUACUAUGGAGGUAUGAUCUAUACUGCCAUGAAGAAUUAUGACCGUGCUUUAUACUUCUUUGAAGUAGUUGUUACAGUCCCUGCAUUAGUUGUUUCACACAUAAUGCUAGAGGCAUACAAGAAGUACAUUUUAAUCUCAUUGAUUUUGCAUGGAAAGAUGCUUACAAUGCCUAAAUAUACAUCUCAAGUAGUAUGUAGAUUCCUGAAGCCAUUGUCAGUGGCUUAUCAUGAAUUGGCCUCCACUGAACAUGCAGCAGUAAAACACAGGGAGACAUUUGUACGAGAUAAGAAUAUGGGUUUAGUUAAUCAGGUGCUAAACUCGAUGUAUAAGAAAAACAUUCAAAGAUUGACAAAAACAUUUUUAACAUUAUCUCUAAGUGAUGUGGCAUCUCGCGUACAAUUAACUGGACCGGCGCAGGCGGAAUCUUAUAUACUGAAUAUGAUUGAAGAAGGUGAAAUCUAUGCUAUGAUCAAUCAAAAAGACGGUAUGGUUGUGUUCCUGGACAGCCCGGAGAAGUAUGCAUCCCCUGAGACACUGUGCGUGCUGGAGCAGCAGAUGGCCGCCUGCACUAAACUGCAUCAGUAUAUACAAGAAAUGGACGAACAAAUACAAGUCAACCCUCAGUAUGUAAAGAAGUCUGCAGGGAGUCACGACGAAGAUAUGCCAGCCACAAGUCAGAACUCAAAAACAACAUAUUCAAUGUAAAUAACAAUAUAAU
This is a messenger RNA of Papilio xuthus (Asian swallowtail), 1400 nucleotides long. It is a transcript of the gene CSN3, whose product is annotated as COP9 signalosome subunit 3. Gene Ontology annotation, cellular component: COP9 signalosome. The transcript has 9 exons. The coding region runs from base 116 to 1387 and encodes 423 amino acids. Gene Ontology annotation, biological process: ubiquitin-dependent protein catabolic process. NCBI's taxonomy places the organism in Eukaryota, Metazoa, Arthropoda, Insecta, Lepidoptera, Papilionidae. The record is from RefSeq and is a predicted model, not a curated record.